AUGGAUACUCCAGUAAAACAAGUAGAAGAAGACACGGCAUCUUCAACACAGGAUUUGUCAGAAACGACCGCAGAAAAUGAAAAGAAAUCGUCUGAUGAAGAAAUCAAAAAAGCCUUGACAAAAACAACAAGGAAGGUGAAAUAUAUUCUUCAACCGCGACUUCGAAAAGUCACAACUGUUUCAAGUUCUCUGGGUUUAGUUGUUCAAACAACAGCUGAAUUUUUGACAAUUUGGAUCUUGAAUACUUCAAAGUUUAUGGAUAUUGGACAUUCAGAUGUGACUUCGAAAUUUGAAUUGGGAAGUUGGAUAAAAAUCGGAUUAUUUCCCACAGGAGAAUUGGCUUCUUUGUAUCCACAACCAUUCAUAGUUUCACCACAUCCAACAAGAAUUGUUGAAGGAAAAGUUGAAGUAAUUUUUUUUUUUUAAAUAAAAAAAAAUUGGCGCGAAAACAUUUUUGCGCAAGCUUCUUCAAUUUAAAACAAACUCGCUGCGAGACCAGACAACUCACUAAUUAUGUGUUUCUUUUAGGUUUUCUCAACAGUUGGGGAGAGUUAUUCAAUUCGUGAAAAAGGCUGUCAAUUUGGUAAAGUUGGUUUUCGCGCAUCGCUUUCUCAUUUGCUCACAAAAAAGUCGAAAGAAACGAUUGGAGUUUGGAUAAGAUGGCUGACAGAAAAAGAAGCGAAAGAGACAACUGAUAAAUGUCAGUGGGAAAUUGUGGAAUUGGAUCAGAAUCAGACAUCGGAUUUGGAAGAUUUUGGUGAUCAUGAAUAUCGAAAAUUCAGCGAGUUUAUCAGAAAUCGAAUUGAAAGACCGGUAUGUUUUAAUUAAAAUUAUCUUUCUAUUUAUUUUCUUUAAACAGAGAAACUACGAAUCUCGCCUUUCCGAAUGCCCAUUGAAAUCAACAAUUCGCCAUUUCGGUCUGGUCACUGACACCUACGAAAAUAAAAGUCAUUUUUCCGUUUGGUCUCCAGGAGUUUCGUCAGAACAUGAUCAUUUGGCUAAAGUUCCACUUGACAAGGAAUCUGGAUUAUUAUUUGCUGAAUAUCCACCAGCUCCUGGACAAUGGUUACAAUAUGAUUUAUCGCCAAAAGAUGCGGAGAAAUAUGCGAUGCCAAAAGGCGGAGGAAAUCGCUUCUUUAUUAUUGAAUAUAUGCCAAUCAAUUCGCCAAAAGGAAUCACAGUCUUUCAAAUUGGGAGAUAUUAUAGAGUUUGUUCGAUUUCUGACAAGAUUUUUAAUUAAAUAUAUGUUUUCUAGUAGUUUUCGAAUAGCUUAUCAAUAUUCUGCUGUCCAAAACUGCAAACUUCAACUUCUGACAUGAGUUAUGACGUGGGAAAGUUGAAAAAUUGCGAUUUUGUUAGGCCGAAACUUGAUUUCAAAAAUGAUUUUCAAGAAAAUCUGAUAGCAUAGUCACACCUCGGCCAAGCCGUGGCUGGCCAGAGUACAAUUUUUGGAAAAAUCAGAAUUUCAGUUUUUAGAGGACAAAAACUGAAAAAAUUCACAAUUUUUGUACUGUAAAAAGUUAGCGUACAAUUUUUAUUGUGGAAACCACGAUUUUGGCCGAGGUGUGAGCAUAGUGUUGUUCAGAAGGCUCGAUUACAUAAGUAAAAUUAUUUUUGUUCAGUGAAAAAAGUUUUGAAAAAUAUUGGCUCGAUUACAUAAGUAGAGAAGGCUUCCGAAAUAUUUUUCAAAACUUUUUUCACUGAACAAAAAUAAUUUUUGAUCACACAAUGGAAACAUGUAAUCGAGACUUCUGAACAACGCUAUGCUAUCAGAUUUUCAUGAAAAUCAUUUUGAAGGAGAGUUUUGGCCUUCCAACUUUGCCACGUCAUAACUCAUGUUAGAAGUUGAGCUUUGCAGUUUUAGACAGCAGAAUAUUGAUCAGUUAGUCGAAAACUACUAGAAAACAUAUAUUUUAUUAAAAAUCUAUUGAAAAAAAAUGUUUUUGCAGAUAAUUCUAACCUGCGUCCUUGUGAAAAGCACUGAAGAUCCACUAGUCUAUGAAUUGCCAGAUUUUGGAUAUGUUUUGGAUCGAAAAUCGAAUCUUCGAUCGGGAGCAUUUAUGCAAUUAGUUCUGGAAAGAUUGCCGCAUCGAACCAGAAAAAUGUACAAUUUGAACUGGAAAAUUGUUGGUUCCAAGUUUAUUGAAGUUGCUAAAAUUGAUGAAAUCGAGGCGACACAAUCAUUGAUUACACAACUUGUACCACAUUAUGAGGCGUAUGAAUGUUGUACACCAAUGUCGAAUGAUAGAAUUACUUGUGAGUAUUUUUGAAACUAUCUAAUUUAUAUAUGAUAUUUAUAAAUACAGAUUACCCUGUUUAUCAUCGAUCACCUUUGGGUUCAAAUAACAGUCAACAUCGAUUUCCUCGCAAUAAUUUUGAUGGACCUGCUUUCAUGUACGAAAACUCGAAGAAGAAGUUUAAUAACUCAACUGUGGUAAUUUUUCUUUCAAAAAUAUCAUAAUUCCCCCAUUUUUCCAAAGGAAUGCACGGCUCUUGUUGAAAAAAUUGAUCAAAUUGCGAAAACUGCGAUUCUUUGGUCAUUUGAUGCUGCUGCAAAUUGUGAGUUUUUUGAAAAUCCCAGGAAUUUUUCCAUAUGUUUUAUUCAUUAUUUUCAGAUCACAUUGUUUACAAUGAUUCUUUGGAUCUUGAAAAAGGUGAUAUGAUUUAUGUGACACUUCAACAGAAAGCUGAUCAGAAAUCGGUUCGAGGAUUUCGUUGGUCGAUUCAGAAAUAUGAGAAACGCGAGCCGACUUAUAAAUGUAGUAUUUUGGGGAAUCGAGUUGCGGUAAAUUUUUUUUGAUAGGAAAAUUGAGAUUAUUUUGAAAUUAUAGCCUUUUUUUAUGGGCCUAUGCAGAAAAACGUCGAAAAACAAAAUAUACGGUUUAUUAUUUUUGAGUAUUUAGAGACAAUGUGAAAUUGAGAGAGUGCAGACAGACACAUUGAUUUUUCGCACAAAAAUACAAAAAAAUCAAUUUUUCUGUCUGUACUCUCUCAAUUUCACAUUGUCUCUACUCAAAAAUAAUAAACUGUAUAUUUUGUUUUCCGACGUUUUUCUGUAUAGGAAAAGUAUGUUUUUUAUUACAAAAUAUUAUUCUGAAUAGGCCCAUUAGAACUUUACAAUUUUGAAAAAUAGAGCCUGAGCAAAAAUUAAGUUGUGCUCAGGAUUUUUUCUGAAAGCUUCUCAAAUUUUAGUUUAAAAAUUUCGAAAAAACAGUGAAAAACCGUUGUCAAUUCCGAUUUUCAUGAAAAUUUGUCAAAUUUUUUAAAUUAGGAAACGAAUUUUUGAAUUAAAAUUGAUGGAUUUCCAUCUAGGACUUCACAUUUAAAUUUUGAUCAUCGGAUUUUUCAUCAAAAUUAUAAAAAUCGAAUUCAAAAAUUCGUCUUCGGGUUAAAAUUGUCAAAUUUUCAUGAAAAUCGGCUCCAAAAGCCAUGGUAUUUCACUGUUUUUUCGAAAUUUGCAAUUUUUAAACUAGAAGCUUCCAGAAAAAAUCCUCUUUCAAAUGAGAAAAACUCAUUUUUUGCUCACAAGCCUCCACCUUUAAUUGUAUUUUUGGCAGAUCUACGAAGAGAUGACAUUUUUCGGAAUAUUCGAUUCUUUGGGUCGCCCGAUUUUGAAAGGAAAACAUUUCCCGAUGAUUGUUGAUGAACAACAAAUUUUGCACUCAAAAAUCUUCCACGCAUUUCCAGCGCAAAAAUGCGCGUCUCUUAUAAUCAACGGUCUUGUGACUCGCCGCAAAAUUCCCAACGCAAACUAUGAUCCAAAUAAGAUUAACAAUAGUGCUGAUAUUUUCCAUUGGGUUCUGAUUGAUUCAAAUGGUCCGCCACUUGUUUGGCAAGUUUAUCCCACUUAUGUUUUGCCACCACAAAUGCCACCAAAUAUGAUUGUUCAGCCGCCGCCAAGUGGUGAGGGUUUUUUUGUUGUAAUUUUUAUAAAUUUUUUAUUUCAGAAAUUGCGACGACUGAUGAAAAUAGUAAAAGUGGACAAAAUUCGAAUUGA
Molecule: messenger RNA, 3997 nt
Organism: Caenorhabditis angaria
Lineage: Eukaryota; Metazoa; Nematoda; Chromadorea; Rhabditida; Rhabditidae
Source: the annotation of a GenBank genome assembly